AUGCCUGGUUUGCGUCUUGCCCAUCGCGUGGCUGUCAUCACCGGCGGCGGUUCCGGUAUUGGCCGAGAAUGUGCGCUUCUGUUCGCCUCGGAAGGAGCCUCGGUGGUGCUCGCGGACAUCAACCUGGACGGAUGCCAGAAAACGGCGGAUCUGGUCGAGCAGCGUUUCUCGCACUGUACGCCGGCGGUCAAAGCGGUUGCUGUCAAGUGCGAUGUUAGCAAGGAAGACGAGGUGGCGGCAGUGGUCCAGCGCGCUGUUGAUGAAUUCGGUCGGCUGGAUGUCAUGUUUAACAACGCCGGCAUCAUGCACCCUUGCGACGACAACGCUUUGAACACGGAAGAAAACAUCUGGGACCUCACCCAGGCGAUCAACGUCAAAGGCGUUUGGUAUGGCUGCAAACAUGCGAUCAUGGCUAUGCGCAACAACGCAACGGAUGAGAGCAAGAAUCUGCACGUUGGUGGCUCGAUCAUCAACACAGCUUCCUUCGUAGCGGUCAUGGGUGCAGCUACUCCUCAGAUCGCCUACACUGCCUCCAAGGGAGCCGUACUGGCUAUGUCGAGAGAGUUGGCCAUCGUCCAUGCCAGGGAAGGCAUCAGAGUCAAUUCUCUCUGUCCCGGACCACUGCAAACACCUUUGCUGAUGGACUUUCUCGAUACACCCGAAAAACUCGCCCGUCGUAUGACCCACCUUCCAAUGGGAAGAUUCGGAGAGGCGGUUGAACAGGCUAAAGCUGUCCUUUUCCUGGCUACGGAUGAAUCGAGCUAUGUGGUUGGGCAUGAUCUUUUGGUCGAUGGAGGCCUCUCCCGUGCUUACGUCACGGCAGAAGGGGAGGCAGUGUUGCCUCCUCCAAAGAGUCUUGUCUGA
Messenger RNA from Ustilago hordei, 864 nucleotides. RefSeq lists its product as uncharacterized. Bases 1 to 864 code for a protein of 287 amino acids. The record is from RefSeq and is a predicted model, not a curated record. The transcript has 6 exons. Lineage: Eukaryota; Fungi; Basidiomycota; Ustilaginomycetes; Ustilaginales; Ustilaginaceae.